Molecule: messenger RNA, 2118 nt
Organism: Trichobilharzia regenti
Lineage: Eukaryota; Metazoa; Platyhelminthes; Trematoda; Strigeidida; Schistosomatidae
Source: the annotation of a GenBank genome assembly
AUGGAUGUAGUCUAUUCCGGUGCACAUAAAGUAACUAAAAGAAGUUUAAUAUGCGUGGCAGAACUCGCUACCAGGAGUCAAAUUGAAUCGUCGUACCAAAUUCAAGACGAAAAUCAUCCGCACGUUCAGAAUUUCUUAGCUAUUAUCGAAAAUUUAUUCUACCAUGGAUUAAAAAGUGACAAUACUUUGGUUGGAAGGAAGAAACUCAGACACCCAUGGAAUUUGAUAUUUCAGCUGUCUGAAUUAACUAGUUGUGCUCAUACUUCGGCAGUGAAACUUCUUGAUCACCUUAAAACUGAUUAUUCAAAGUUGCGUGCGUGGAUUAAGCUCUCCGUCGUCAAGUGCUGUUUGCAUACAGCGAUGCUCGAUUUAGUUCGACAAGAGUGUAAAUUAGUAAAUUAUUAUCAUCAAGAUGCCAUUUUGCGCUCAGAAGAAAUCUUUGAUAUAAUUCACUGCCUUUCAGGACUAGAGAAUGUUCAGUUCAAUUUAGAUUUUAAAAGUGAAACUGUGAAUUAUCCUGAUAUUCCUCCUAUCGACUUUUCACCAUUCCUUUCAUUAAAACAAAGUCUAGAAACACAACUUAGUGGAAUUUGUGAAUGCCGAGAUAGUGAGAACACGAAUGAUCGAAAUAAAUGUGUAUGGCGACGUGGAUUUGAGAAGUUAAAACAAAACCACUUAUAUUACACUGAGCAACAGCAUUAUCAUGAAGAAUUAAUUCAACGGCAGUUUAUUCAAUUGGAUCAGCAAAGAGAACAGUUGAAACAGUAUAAAGAAACAACUACCAAUCUACAAAGUUAUAUUUUACAAUUACAAGUAGAGCUAACACUUAUUCAUGAACAAUAUGAACAAGAAUUAAAACGUCUCGGUGUCAAAGAACCAGAGUUAUCUGCUCCAACAUUUCGUAACAUUUCAAGUCAGUUUAGACAAAUCAGUGAUUAUAAUUACAAUAGUAAUGUAAAGGCCAUAAUCGCGCCACAUUUAAAUGCCUUAAGAAUAAGUACUCAUAACUCCUGUGUUAAUAACGCCGGUACCAAUCUUCAGAUUCCUUCAAUUUUGUCAGUUGAUCAAGGUGUUGAUGCCCUCAGCUUAGAGUAUUCUUCAAAUCCCGAUGAAAGUAGUCAUCAGGCAUCGACUGUCGGCUAUGAUCCCGGUGAAUCGAAACGUUAUCGUUCAGUUAGAUUUUCGGGAUCCAGUUUAAAGGUAGAUCAAGAUGUAAAUGUACCAGUUUUACUUGAAAGAAAAGUUGAUUCAAAACGUCUACCGAUGCCAAUACGAGCACGUUCUAGUUCUCCAAGUAGUAGUAGUAGCCUGUACAGUUCAACAAAUGGGUCAUCAAUUAAACAAGAAUCCAAGAGAAUAAGAAGUCAAUUUAGGUCCAGUAUUCUUACUCGAAUUCGUGGUCAAAAACCAGGUGUUUCUGUCAAUAUUCAAGAAAUACCGACUGAACGUUUUAUCCUACCGGAUAAUUCUCAUUCAGCUUCACCUCCGCAUGGUUCGCCUAAAACACUUGACAAUAUGACGGUGACUGUUAAGCCAAGAAGUCAUAACUUAUUCUCUUAUUAUGUGCCCACAAUGUCUACAAAUGAUGUAGAAGGUAUUAUUCGACAUGUUGAUAGUCUUAUGAAUCCUCAGGCUGCUGCGAACACAACAGUAUCAACGCAAAUAACAACGACAACUACAGUAACAACUGCAACCACAUCAGACCCAAAAACAAAUAACACUAUUGAUCGUGAUCAGGUCAUCACUGAUAAUCAAAAUGAUGAGAAAAGUCUUUGUCUGAGCACUAUUCAACUUGAAUCAGGUUUACUGGAUUCUCUAACAAGCAGUGAAAUUAUAGAGACUUCAUCGGAAUAUAAUUCACGCGAAAGGUUACAUUCCACUCGAGAAUAUUAUCAGCUAACUUCAGAAGAAGAUUUAGAAAGUGACAAUUCUUCCAAACAGUUUGAUAAUGAUUAUCAUGAGAAAAAAGUUAGAGUUGACGAUAAUGUCGAUAGUGAAAUUAAGAAAUCAGAAAAUGUUGAACAAAACACCUUAGAUUCAGUAAUGAAAAAUAUAGAGACUAAUCAUACUGCUGUGAUGCUCGACAGGGAACAGCGUUCUAUUAAAGAGAAUAUUUAA